CAAAAAUUUCAUAGCUCUCAGAAAAUUCGACCUCAAACCCUCUGCAUCCAUGGCAAUCAAACUCUAUAUUGUUUUCUAUUCCAUGUACGGACAUGUUGAGAGACUUGCAGAAGAGAUUAAGAAGGGGGCAGCGUCUGUAGAAGGUGUCGAAGCCAAGUUGUGGCAGGUACCGGAAACAUUAACCGAGGAUGUCCUUGGCAAGAUGAGCGCACCAUCAAAGAGUGAUGUGCCAAUUAUCACCCCGACCGAACUCCCUGAGGCCGAUGGUUUAGUUUUUGGCUUCCCUACUAGAUUUGGAAUGAUGGCUGCUCAAUUCAAAGCAUUUCUGGAUUCAACUGGAGGUCUUUGGAGAACUCAACAACUUGCAGGCAAACCUGCUGGUGUCUUUUACAGUACUGGAUCCCAGGGAGGUGGACAGGAAACUACCGCGUUGACUGCCAUCACUCAGCUGGUUCACCACGGAAUGAUAUUUGUUCCCAUUGGUUACACUUUCGGUGCUGGCAUGUUCGAGAUGGAGCACGUUAAAGGUGGAAGUCCUUAUGGAGCUGGAACAUUCGCAGGUGANGGGAUCAUUUUCUCACGAGAGCCAAUAUCUUAUUACAAAUAA
This is a messenger RNA of Cucurbita pepo subsp. pepo (vegetable marrow), 607 nucleotides long. NCBI's taxonomy places the organism in Eukaryota, Viridiplantae, Streptophyta, Magnoliopsida, Cucurbitales, Cucurbitaceae. The record is from RefSeq and is a predicted model, not a curated record.